This is a messenger RNA of Phasianus colchicus (ring-necked pheasant), 479 nucleotides long. RefSeq names its product scale keratin. The record is from RefSeq and is a predicted model, not a curated record. Gene Ontology annotation, cellular component: intermediate filament. Gene Ontology annotation, molecular function: structural constituent of cytoskeleton. NCBI's taxonomy places the organism in Eukaryota, Metazoa, Chordata, Aves, Galliformes, Phasianidae.
UCCAUUCCUAAGAGAUGUCCUGCUACGACCUGUGUCCCACCAACAUCGGUGGCAUCAGCCGCCCCCAGCCCAUCGCUGACAGUGGGAAUGAGCCAUGCGUCCGGCAGUGCCCUGACUCCACAACUGUGAUCCAGCCACCUCCUGUUGUUGUCACCUUUCCUGGACCCAUCCUCAGCUCCUUCCCCCAGGAUUCAGUUGUGGGAUCCUCUGGAGCACCUGUCUUUGGGGGCUCCUCCCUGGGCUACGGAAGCUCCUCGCUGGGCUACAGGGGUCUGUACGGCCAAGGAGGCUCCUCCCUGGGCUAUGGGGGCCUGUAUGGCUAUGGAGGCUCCUCCCUGGGCUAUGGGGGGCUGUAUGGAGGCUCCUCCCUGGGCUAUGGGGGCCUGUAUGGCUAUGGUAGAUCCUAUGGUUCUGGCUACUGCAGCCCUUACUCCUACCGGUACAGCAGGUACCGCCGUGGCAGCUGCGGGCCCUGCUAA